Magallana angulata is the source of this 716-nucleotide messenger RNA. RefSeq names its product perlucin-like. NCBI's taxonomy places the organism in Eukaryota, Metazoa, Mollusca, Bivalvia, Ostreida, Ostreidae. Gene Ontology annotation, molecular function: signaling receptor activity. The transcript has 7 exons. The record is from RefSeq and is a predicted model, not a curated record. The coding region runs from base 67 to 573 and encodes 168 amino acids.
ACAAUAUUGACCUUGUUUCCGAGAUAACAGUUUGUGUAUGGAGUUCAAGUGAUUAAUUCGGUCGGUAUGAAACACACAAAUAUUUUUGUUUUUCUUCUUUUCAGUCUCUCGACAACAAAAGCAUACUCCGUACGUCGUCAAGAUCCCGGGACACCGCACGGUGGCGUACAAUGCCCCCAUUUGUUCUAUCGUGGACAAAACACGUGUUACAGGGUGGUUCGAAUCCAGGCCACCUGGCCAGAGGCUUUAGCGUACUGUGAGGCUUACAGGGCGGAACUGGCCAUCAUCCAAUCAGCGGAGGAACAAAAAUUCCUGGAAAACUAUAUCAAGACAGAAGCGGCUUCCCUGUCUUCACACACGUUCUGGUUAGGUGCCUCUGACAUCAUGACUGAGGGUGACUGGCGAUGGGCAGUGACUCUGGACCAGGUUACAUACCAGAACUGGGCCCAAGGGGCUCCAAAUAACGGGCAUAACUUGGCGCACUGCCUCCAUAUCUCCGGGGGUAGCGGAUUCCUAUGGAAAGAUGGCAACUGUGAAAACAAGCAUUACUUUGUCUGUGAAACCCUUCUGUAAUUCUUGCUCUGAUUUUUUACGAAGUAAUUAAGGCGCAUUUUCCUGAAGCCCGUGAAGAUGUCAUCUCCACUGAUUAUAAUUCAUAUACAUGUAUAAUCUUACUGUAUCUGUGACGGAUCCCGAUAAAUUUACCUACAUGUCUA